AUGUGAGAGUGAAAUGGACGUAAGGUUUUAUCCACCGCCAGCCCAGCCCGCCGCUGCGCCCGACGCGCCCUGUCUGGGACCUUCUCCCUGCCUGGACCCCUACUAUUGCAACAAGUUUGACGGUGAGAACAUGUAUAUGAGCAUGACAGAGCCGAGCCAGGACUACGUGCCAGCCAGCCAGUCCUACCCUGGUCCGAGCCUGGAAAGUGAGGACUUCAACAUCCCACCAAUCACUCCUCCUUCCCUCCCCGACCACUCGCUGGUGCACCUGAAUGAAGUUGAAACUGGCUACCACUCUCUGUGUCACCCAAUGAACCAUAAUGGCCUGCUACCAUUUCAUCCACAAAACAUGGACCUACCUGAAAUCACCGUGUCCAACAUGCUGGGACAGGACGGAGCACUGCUUACCAACUCCAUUUCCGUGAUGCAAGAUAUACGGAACCCAGAGGGAGCUCAAUAUAGCUCCCAUCCUCAGAUGGCAGCCAUGAGACCCAGGGGUCAGCCUGCAGACAUCCGGCAGCAGCCAGGAAUGAUGCAGCAUGGCCAGCUGACCACCAUCAACCAGUCCCAGCUGAGUGCUCAGCUUGGGUUGAAUAUGGGAGGAAGCACUGUCCCCCACAACUCACCAUCUCCACCUGGAAGCAAGUCUGCAACUCCUUCCCCAUCCAGUUCAGUACAUGAAGAUGAAGGCGAUGAGUCAUCUAAGAUCAAUGGCGGAGAGAAGCGACCUGCCUCUGACAUGGGGAAAAAACCGAAAACCCCCAAAAAGAAGAAGAAGAAGGACCCGAAUGAGCCCCAGAAGCCUGUGUCUGCCUAUGCAUUGUUCUUUCGUGACACUCAGGCUGCCAUCAAGGGCCAAAAUCCAAAUGCGACCUUCGGUGAAGUCUCUAAAAUUGUGGCUUCAAUGUGGGAUGGUUUAGGAGAAGAGCAAAAACAGGUCUAUAAAAAGAAAACCGAGGCUGCAAAGAAAGAGUACCUGAAGCAACUAGCAGCAUACAGAGCCAGCCUUGUAUCCAAGAGCUACAGCGAACCUGUUGAUGUGAAGACCUCUCAACCUCCUCAGCUGAUCAGUUCAAAGCCGUCAGUGUUCCACGGGCCCAGCCAGGCCCACUCAGCUCUGUACCUAAGUUCCCACUAUCACCAACAACCAGGGAUGAACCCUCACCUAACUGCCAUGCACCCCAGUCUCCCCAGGAGCAUAGCCCCCAAGCCGAAUAACCAAAUGCCAGUGACUGUGUCUAUAGCAAACAUGGCCGUGUCCCCCCCUCCUCCCCUCCAGAUCAGCCCACCUCUUCACCAGCAUCUCAACAUGCAGCAGCACCAGCCACUCACCAUGCAGCAGCCCCUUGGGAACCAGCUCCCCAUGCAGGUCCAGUCUGCCUUACACUCACCCACCAUGCAGCAGGGAUUUACUCUUCCACCGGACUAUCAGACUAUAAUCAAUCCUACAUCCACAGCUGCGCAAGUGGUCACCCAAGCAAUGGAGUACGUGCGUUCUGGGUGCAGAAAUCCUGCCGCCCAGCCCGUGGACUGGAAUAACGACUACUGCAGUAGUGGGGGCAUGCAGCGGGACAAAGCACUGUACCUUACCUGAAAGUCUGAACGCCUCUUCUGUCCACUGAGGAAUUCAGGGAAGUCUUCGCCGUGGAUUGCUUUGUACAGUCAAGGCAAUUCUCCGUUUUAUUAGAAAAUACAAGUUGCUAAGCACUUAGGACCAUUUGAGCUUGUGGGUCACCCACUCUGGAAGACAUAGUCAUGCUUCUUUAUUAUUUUUUUAAUCCUUUAUGGACAUUGUUUUUUUCUUCUUCCCUGAAGGAAAUUUGGACCAUUCAGAUUUUUUAUGUUGGUUUUUUUGCUGUGAAGUGCUGCGCUAUAGUAACUGCCUUAGCAACUGUAGAUGUCUCGGAUAAAAGUCCUGGAUUUUCCAUUGGUUUUCAUAAUGGGUGUUUAUAUGAAACUACUAAAGACUUUUUAAAUGGCUUGAUGUAGCAGUCAUAGCAACUUUGUAAAUAGCAUCUAUGUCACACUCUCCUAGAGUAUAAAAUGUGAAUGUUUUUGUAGCUAAAUUGUAAUUUGAAACUGGCUCAUUCCAGUUUAUUGAUUUCACAAUAGGGGUUAAAUUGGCAAACAUUCAUAUUUUUACUUCAUUUUUAAAACAACUGACUAAUAGUUCUAUAUUUUCAAAAUAUUUGAAAAAAAAAACAACGUAUUCCCAAAUGAUUUUAAUUUAAAAACAAAUUGGCUUUGUCUCAUUGAUCAGACAAAAAGAAACUAGUGUUAAGGGAAGCGCAAACACAUUUAUUUUGUACUGCAGAAGAAUUGCUUUUUGUAUCACUUUUUGUGUAAUGGUUAGUAAAUGUCAUUUAAGUCCUUUUAUGUAUAAAACUGCCAAAUGCUUACCUGGUAUUUUAUUAGAUGCAGAAACAGAUUGGAAACAGCUAAAUUAUAACCUUUACAUAUGGCUCUGUAUUAUUGUUUCUCCAUACUGUGUCUGUAUUUAAUC
This is a messenger RNA of Eptesicus fuscus (big brown bat), 2503 nucleotides long. It is a transcript of the gene TOX, whose product is annotated as thymocyte selection associated high mobility group box. The transcript has 9 exons. Gene Ontology annotation, molecular function: chromatin DNA binding. The coding region runs from base 14 to 1594 and encodes 526 amino acids. The record is from RefSeq and is a predicted model, not a curated record. Gene Ontology annotation, cellular component: nucleus. NCBI's taxonomy places the organism in Eukaryota, Metazoa, Chordata, Mammalia, Chiroptera, Vespertilionidae. Gene Ontology annotation, biological process: leukocyte differentiation; regulation of transcription by RNA polymerase II.